AGGAGGGACUUCCUGGAGACGAACCUUUCCAGUCCAUGGAACUUCUUCACAGUCCUGUGACACGUAGCCUAUUAGAAAUUUUGAACAGUGGAAUUGUGUGCUUCUUUUCCCUGGCCCCAAACUAACCAAGAGAUUGCGAAGGGAUGGACAUUGUUUUUACCAUCGUCUCUUAUUCUGCAAUAUGAAGAGAAGAACGUAAGACAAAGUUGACGCAAUACUAAGCCAGUGAUAGACUUGCGCCAUUUUUGCACAAACUUGCGCAAACUAUGCAUUCACUAUAGUUUUAAAAAAAGAAAACAGAUGAACAGAAAGACAACGCUCUCCUUAGCGUGUCUGACUUCGACGACCCAAACGAGACAGAAGACAGUCCAGUGAGAAUGGGGAAAGGAGUAUGUUCCAGGAGACAGAGGAAAAUAUUUCAGUCUUUUUUACUUAUUACUGUCAUCUGUGGAAGUAUGUAUGCAUUCAUGAUAUCAUACGAGAUGCACAAGCAGCUAAAAAAGACGGAGGCGAUGGCUCAGAAGUAUCAGCAACACCAGGAAUCACUGUCCGCUCAGCUUCAAGUGGUCUAUGAGCACAGGUCCAGACUGGAGAAAUCACUGCAGAAGGAGAGAAUGGAACACAAGAAGGCCAAAGAUGAUCACCUUGUAUAUAAACUUGAGUCCGAACACUUACUGAACAAGGAAAAGCAGGAGUCAACCAAUCGCUUCAAUGCAUUGCAGGCACAACAUCAGAUGCUAAAGAGCCAACAUGAAGACUUGAAGAAACAGUAUUAUGAGAUGCAGGAGCAACACCAGAACCAAGGGGAAAACCACGAGCGAGUCUUGGACGAACACCGAGAGCAGAUUGACCAUCUCCAAAGGACCAAAGAGGUGGAGAUCUCCAGACUCAAAGAGAAUGUCUAUAACCUAAAGGAGGAGAACCGUCAGCUGAGGAAAGCACAUCAAGACAUCCGCACUCAGCUGCUGGACGUGCGGCAACAACACAAGGACUUAAGGACUUCAAAUGAUCAACUUCAACUAACUGUAGAAGAUCACAGGAGUGCUCUUGCUGUCGCAGAGCUCCACGUGCAGGAGCUGCAUCGUCUCAAAGGGCAGACUCUCAGCGCUACCCAGGCCGUGCCUCACAGCCCCAGAGAAGGUCCUCCUCACGUGCAGAGCCUUGGCCUGGGAGCCCCAGAGACCAAACCCAGCCCUCACACACAGCCAGGGCACACCACCACACAGGCACACACUCCGAUGGCCAGUUACAAGGAGAAGGUGGAGCCUGAAGUCUCCCAUCACGUAAUACCAGAUGUGGUAAGAGUUGAGAGUGACAACAAACAGACAGUGGAACCAAAACAGGUGCAGAUGGUUCCUGAAGAGGCAAAGGAACAUAAGGUUUUGGAAAACCGAGAGAAGACGAGCUUUCAGCACUGGCGUAGCCGGUUAGAACACACUGUGUUGGAUGGAGAUCCUGGCAGGAAGCGGCUGCACUCUCAUGAGGAAAACCAGAGGAAGGAGGGGCUCAGCAGACUGAAGAGGCAGCCAGAGAUACUAAACCCAGACAUUGUCCUUGUAGACUUGCAUCCACAUCACAAGGACAGAGAUGAGGUUGGGGACAUUCAUAUGCCUGCCAACGACCUGAAAGAUGAGGUGCUGAAUCCUGCAGAAGACCCCAACAACCAGGGAGAGGAUGAGUUUGAGGAGGCAGAGCAGAAGCAGCUGGACGAGCCAGUCCCGCCAGAGCAGGCAGCUCGUCGGCCAACCGGCAGCCAGGAGCGGGUGGCCCAGGAGGAGCAGCUGGUGAUGGCAGGAAGUCCAGACCAGCAGGAAGACAAUCUGGAUGACCAAUACGAAGAGGCCGAGGAAGAUCAGGCUGGGGAUGAUAUGGUGGAGGAUAAACAGGAGAGAGAGGAGGAUGUGCCAAAUGAAGAAGACCCAUACAGUGAGGAAAAUACUGAGCAGGGGCCAUGGAUUGAAGACACCCAAGAUACACAUGAAGAUAGAGAUCAUAAUAAAGAAGAAGAAGAAGAAGACUACAAAGGGGAGGUGGACAUCGUUGAAGAGAAUGAAGGCCCCAAGGAAAUACACACAAAUAGAAGAGCAGAGAUGUAAAAAACAUAAUAAACAUGAUAUUUUUCAAAAAAGAAUAUCCAUUGUCUUUGAA
This is a messenger RNA of Clupea harengus (Atlantic herring), 2148 nucleotides long. It is a transcript of the gene golim4b, whose product is annotated as golgi integral membrane protein 4b. Gene Ontology annotation, cellular component: Golgi apparatus; Golgi membrane. The record is from RefSeq and is a predicted model, not a curated record. NCBI's taxonomy places the organism in Eukaryota, Metazoa, Chordata, Actinopteri, Clupeiformes, Clupeidae.